Molecule: messenger RNA, 2172 nt
Organism: Sphenostylis stenocarpa
Lineage: Eukaryota; Viridiplantae; Streptophyta; Magnoliopsida; Fabales; Fabaceae
Source: the annotation of a GenBank genome assembly
AUGGAGCUAAGACAUGAGAAGCUAGUGAGGUUCUCCAAUGAUGGAAAACAGACUCUUGAACCUCCUUGGGAAGCUCACAAACUCCAUGAGAAGGCAUUCACAAUGUAUCCAGAAUGCAAAAUGAGUAAUGGUGACAAGAACAGAAUGAGUAUCAGAAUUCCCUCGCUUGCAAAGUUUAAGGUUUUCCCAGAAAACCAUAAGCCAUGGAAGAAGAGAAUUCUUGAUCCUGGCAGUGAUGUAAUUUUGGAGUGGAACCGGGCUUUCCUGUUUUCUUGCAUUCUGGCACUGUUUGUUGAUCCACUGUUUUUCUACCUUCCUUCAGUAGAAAAUGAUGGGAAAUCAUCGUGUAUGGCUACUGAUUUGAAUAUAGGAAUUGUUGUGACAUGUUUCCGGACAUUUGCUGAUGUUUUCUAUCUGCUCAACAUGGUCAUCAAGUUCAGAACUGCCUAUGUAUCACCGAGUUCAAGGGUGUUUGGAAGGGGUGAGCUUGUUAUGGAUCCUAGGCUGAUUGCAAGGCGAUAUUUGAGAUCAGAGUUCUUCCUUGAUCUUGUUGCUACACUGCCUCUUCCCCAGAUUGUGAUUUGGUUUAUCAUGCCAGCAAUCAGAAGCUCCCAUGCUGAUCAUACCAACAAUGCACUUGUACUCAUUGUUCUACUUCAAUAUGUCCCCAGAUUAUAUUUGAUUUUCCCAUUGAGUUCUCAGAUUAUUAAAGCCACCGGUGUAGUUACAAAGACAGCUUGGGCUGGGGCUGCUUACAAUCUUUUACUUUACAUGUUAGCUAGUCAUGUGUUGGGGGCAUCAUGGUAUUUGUUAUCAAUUGAAAGGCAUGCCACUUGCUGGAAAUCUGAAUGCAGAAAUGAAAGCCUCCCUGUAAAAUGUGCUCUUAAGUACUUAGAUUGUAGUACUUUAAACCAUGAUGAUCGCAUGAAGUGGGUAAACACUACUUCUGUGUUUGGUAACUGCAAUCCUGAAAAUAGCACCAAUUUCAACUAUGGAAUUUUUGCAAGUGCAGUGGAUAAUAAUGUUAUCUCCUCUGUGUUUAUAGAGAAGUACCUCUAUUGUCUGUGGUGGGGCUUGCAAAACUUAAGUUCCUAUGGCCAGGGUUUGACCACAAGCACAUUCGUUGGGGAAACUGCAUUUGCAAUACUCAUAGCUAUUCUGGGUUUGGUUUUGUUUGCCCACUUAAUUGGUAACAUGCAGACCUAUUUGCAAUCUAUUACUGUGAGGCUUGAAGAAUGGAGGCUCAAGCGACGUGACACUGAAGAGUGGAUGAGCCAUCGCCAGCUCCCACAAAAUCUGAGAGAGCGUGUCCGAAGAUUUGUUCAGUACAAGUGGCUUGCAACUCGUGGGGUUGAUGAAGAAACAAUCCUACGCGCCCUGCCUAUUGACCUACGUAGAGAUAUCCAACGCCACCUUUGCUUGGACCUUGUUCGACGUGUUCCCUUUUUCUCACAAAUGGAUGAUCAGCUACUUGAUGCUAUAUGCGAGAGAUUGGUAUCAUCCUUGAGUACUCAAGGCACGUACAUAGUCAGAGAAGGAGACCCGGUUUCAGAGAUGCUCUUUAUCAUCAGAGGGAGACUUGAAAGUUCAACCACAAAUGGAGGCAGAACUGGUUUCUUCAACUCCAUUACCUUGAGGCCUGGUGAUUUCUGUGGAGAAGAGCUACUUGCUUGGGCAUUGCUUCCAAAAUCCACUCUCAACUUGCCUUCUUCUACAAGAACUGUUAAAGCCCUCGUAGAAGUGGAGGCCUUUGCACUAAGAGCAGAAGAUCUUAAAUUUGUGGCCAAUCAGUUUAGACGUCUCCACAGCAAGAAGUUACAACACACUUUUCGUUUCUACUCUCACCAUUGGAGGACAUGGGCAGCAUGUUUCAUUCAGGCCGCUUGGCGCCGGUUCAAGAAGAGAAUGUUUGCGAAGAGCCUUAGCUUGAGGGAAUGCCAGUCCUUCAAUCAUGAUGGACAAGUCAGGGAUCAAAUGGAACAUGGGGAAGAAGAGCAUAGUGCAAUGACUUCAAACACUGCACAAGUAAAACAAAACCUUGGUGUCACUAUCCUGGCUUCAAGGUUUGCUGCAAACACAAGGAGAGGAGUUCAGAGGAUCAAGGAUGUUGAGCUGCCCAAGUUCCAAAAGCCUGAAGAGCCAGACUUUUCAGUAGAGCCUGAUGAUGAUUAG